CUGGCGGAGGGGAUCAAGGCUUUCGGGGCGCCCGAGAACGCGCAGCGGAUGGAGGAGGCCCGGGACAACGCCUGCAAUGACAUGGGCAAGAUGCUGCAGUUCCUGCUGCCCGUGGCCACCCAGAUCCAGCAGGACGUGAUCAAAGCUUACGGCUUCAGCAACGACGGUGAAGGGGUCCUGAAGUUUGCCCGACUGAUCAAGUCCUACGAGUCGCAGGACCCAGAGAUCGCCAGCAUGUCGGGCAAGCUGAAGGCCAUGUUCCUGCCACCCAUGACGCUGCCGCCCCACGGGGCUGGGACCGGUGGAGUGGCAGCAUCUUGAGACCGUGGACCAUUCCUGCCCUGGCCAGGGCCACCCUCCCAAAGUGCAGGCCCUGUCAGCCCUAGGAAUGGGGUGAAUGACCAAGGGAGACACUGACCUGAGAGGAACGGGCUGCUCUGUGUGUGCUUGUGUGUCUGCUCAUGAAUAAAAAGUGUCUGGAAA
This is a messenger RNA of Mesitornis unicolor (brown roatelo), 483 nucleotides long. RefSeq names its product chromosome unknown open reading frame, human C12orf57. Gene Ontology annotation, biological process: post-embryonic development. The record is from RefSeq and is a predicted model, not a curated record. The coding region runs from base 49 to 321 and encodes 90 amino acids. The transcript is spliced from 2 exons. NCBI's taxonomy places the organism in Eukaryota, Metazoa, Chordata, Aves, Mesitornithiformes, Mesitornithidae.